UCUGCUCUUCUUCAGAAACUUGAAGAUCAAGAAAAGUCAUCAGUAGCCCAAGUAAAUGAUCUAAAAGAGCAGAUCAACAACGUUCGAGCUGAAGUAAGCAGUCUCCAAGAGCAAUUAGCUUCUCUGGCUGCUCUAAAAAGUGAGGCAGAUAUCACUCUCGACAUAAAGGCUGGAGAAAUAUCAGAGCUCCUGCUACAGAUUGUAAAUCUAAAAGAAGAAGUAUCAAGCAAAACUGCUGAAGGAGAAAAGUUACUUGAAGAGCAGAAAUCACUAGAAGAGAGAAUUGCUACGCUUUCAGGGAUCAUUCAAACCUAUAAAGAGGCUCAAGCGAAUGUGGUUGGAGAGAUAUCACAUAAGAUGAACGACACUCUGACAGGCAUCGAUGCAUUCAACAUGAAGUUUGAGGAAGACUACGGCCACAUAGAGUCUCGAAUACACGAAAUAGUGAACGAGCUCAAGACCACAACGAACUGCAUCAAAGAUAGUAACAUCGAGAAAGAUCAGCUGAGGAAGGAAAUCGCCAUUUUGUCCCAACAAUUGAGUGAUGAUAAAGGUAAUGGUGUGCACCUCAAGGGAAGGAUGGCUGAACUGGAAACUGCAUUGAGAAAAAAGGAGGAUGAAAAGGACUGCUUGAUCAAAACCGUAUUAGAGAGGGAGAUGAAGAUGGGAGAGCUUGAGAAAAUAGUAGCGGAAAGGGAUGAGAAAAUCGGAGAUUUGGAGAUGAAGAUGAAGGAGAACGGGACCGGAUUCGAUAGAUUGUUUGAAGAGAAACGAGAGGCCAUAAGACAGUUGUGCAUAUGCAUUGAAUACCACCGCAGCUGCAACGACGAGCUUAAAGACAUGAUCGCGAAAACACGAAGAAGGUAGAUCCCCUGCUUAAU
Molecule: messenger RNA, 881 nt
Organism: Salvia hispanica
Lineage: Eukaryota; Viridiplantae; Streptophyta; Magnoliopsida; Lamiales; Lamiaceae
Source: RefSeq, a predicted model, not a curated record